Acomys russatus (golden spiny mouse) is the source of this 1829-nucleotide messenger RNA. It is a transcript of the gene Cd14, whose product is annotated as CD14 molecule. NCBI's taxonomy places the organism in Eukaryota, Metazoa, Chordata, Mammalia, Rodentia, Muridae. Gene Ontology annotation, biological process: inflammatory response; lipopolysaccharide-mediated signaling pathway; positive regulation of non-canonical NF-kappaB signal transduction. The record is from RefSeq and is a predicted model, not a curated record. Gene Ontology annotation, molecular function: lipopolysaccharide binding; protein binding. The coding region runs from base 1 to 1308 and encodes 435 amino acids. The transcript has 3 exons. Gene Ontology annotation, cellular component: lipopolysaccharide receptor complex; membrane raft; external side of plasma membrane.
AUGCCCACAACAGAUCGGCCUGUGGAAGAGUCGGUGGUGCCUUCUCUAGGCCGAAGGACCCAACUCACUAUAGAUGGUGCCAUCCCUGGGAUGGUGGCCCUGGAUGCUACAAGACAACCCCCUGACAUCCUGAAGACAGCCGGCGAGGGGGUCACUGUAUCUUCCUUGUUCUUCUUCCUGAGGAUGUUGCACCAAGAGCAUGUGGUCUGCUUGUUGCUGCUGCUGCUGCCACUGGUGCAUGCCUCUCCCGCCACCCCAGAGCCCUGCGAGCUGGAUGAGGACGGCAUCCGCUGCGCCUGCGACUUCUCGGGUCCGGCGCCGGAUUGGUCCAGCGCUUUCCUGUGUACCGGGGCGGUGGACGUAGAGUUCUACGGGGGCGGCCGUAGCCUGGAACACUUUCUGAAGCGUGUGGACACGGAAGCAAGCCUAGGGCAGUACGCUGAUGUUGUCGGGGCUCUGCCCUGGCAGCGGCUUACCGUGCGGGCCGCGCGGGUUCCUGCUCCGAUUCUAUUCGGAGUCCUGCGUGUGCUUGGGUAUUCCGGCCUCCAGGAACUGAUUCUUGAAAACCUCGAGGUAACUGGCACAGCGCUGCCGCCGCUUGUGGAAUCCUCGGGACCCGAUCUCAACACCUUGAGCCUCCGCAACGUGUCGUGGGCUACAAGGGAUACCUGGCUCGCAGAACUGCAACAGUGGCUAAAGCCUGGACUCAAGGUACUGCAUAUUGCCCACGCACACACACUCAACUUUUCCUGUGAACAGGUACGCAUCUUUCCGGGCCUUGUCACCUUAGACUUGUCUGAUAACCCCGAACUGGGCGAGAGAGGACUGAGCUCCGCUCUCUGUCCGCACAAGUUUCCGGCACUCCAAGUUUUAGCGCUGCGCAACGCGGGGAUGGAGACGCCCAGCGGCGUGUGCUCUGCGCUAGCUACCUUAGCAAGCAUGCAGCUGCAAGAACUGGACCUUAGUCACAAUUCACUGAGGGAGACUGCAGGCGCUCAGAGAUGUGACUGGCCUAGGAAGCUAAACUCGCUUAAUCUGUCUUUCACUGAGCUGAAGCAAGUACCUAAGGGGUUGCCAGCCAAGCUCAGCGUGCUGGAUCUCAGUUACAACAGACUGGAUAGGAAACCUAGGCCAGAUGAGCUGCCCGAGGUGGGUAACCUGUCGUUUAAAGGAAAUCCCUUUUUGGACACUGAAUCCCACUCGGAGGCGUACAACUCUGGCAUAGCCACAGCCCAAACGUGCUCAUCCCUAGCAGUGGGUAUCUCUGGAACUCUGGCAGUGCUCCGAGUAGCUCGCCUCUUUGUCUAAUGCCUAAGAGAGAGAAAAGGGACGUUUACAUUGUCCUGGUUUCUUGACCAACGAAUCCUCUGCCUUACAUUUAUUAAAAUCUUUUGUUUGUUUGUUUUUUGAGACAGAGUUUCUCUGUGUAUCCCUGGCUGUCCUGGAACUCUCUUUGUAGACCAGGCUGGCCUUGAACUCACAGAGAUCCACCUGCCUCUGCCUCCUGAAUGCUGGGAUUAAAGCCGUGGGCCACCACAUCCCGGCAAAGAUGUAUUUAUUUCUGUAUAUGAGUCCUCUGUCAUCAUGCACAUCUGUACUCCAGAGAGAGGGCAUCGGAUCCUAUUAUAGACAUUGUGAACUGCUAUGUGGCUGCUGGGACUUGAACUCAGGACCUUUGGAAGAGUAGCCAGUGCUAUUAACAGGCUGUGCCAUCUCUCUAGCCUCAUUUAUUAAAAUCUUAAACAACGACGUGAAGGAAGACAGUCAAAAUGGCUCAAUGGGUAAAAGCUACCAAGCUUGACACCUGAUUUUGAUCCUCAGGAUUCACA